This is a messenger RNA of Colletotrichum truncatum, 1872 nucleotides long. The record is from RefSeq and is a predicted model, not a curated record. NCBI's taxonomy places the organism in Eukaryota, Fungi, Ascomycota, Sordariomycetes, Glomerellales, Glomerellaceae.
AUGAGCCAGGGAGUGAUGGGCGAGGAAAGGGAAUCUACCGACAUCACGCUCCAGUUGCUGGCAAAGGCUGGGGAGAUUGCAGUACAGGAACAGAACAAGAUGCCUUCCGCGGUGUUAGCAUCGCGACUUCGGUCUAUGGACAGCGUCUCCGCCUUGAACAGUGGGAUGCCGAACCAGAUCUUAUCACGCCACGCCGCUUCGUCAGAGGAAUUAAUGGCAGGCCCCGGUCACCAAAAGCAUGCCUUGGGAAACGAGUCGACCCAGCGCCAAGAAACACAGGGAGCCCGAGGACGGCAAAAAGACGGUUUUCAAGCGGCCUCAACACUGAAAGAAGGGCAUGCAGCGGACAACAGCUUUCGAGAUACAGCUGCGCAGUUGCAACCAGUCCCGACUAAAUUAAUGAAGCAACUCGGCGUUCUACCUAUCCGGAGGGCUUGGAGGGGCAGGUCAGGCGAGGCAUCACCAGACAUCACCCAUACCCCUGUUGUAGAGGCGAUUAUGCUUCACGAAAGAGGCGAAGUCCAGCUGCCGGAGCAGCAAUGCUCAAAAUGCCGUGAAGGGGAAGGGGCCUCACCGGAAUGUGUCAAGAUCCCUGGAAUUCACAAUGGAGCAUGCAGCAACUGUCUAAUUGCCCGAGCACUGGUAAGCCCGGGAUCGACAACCCGACCGAUCCGGAGCUACUCGGCCGAACGACGGUCCAUAUCCGCCACCAUGCCUCCAUCGAUUCCGAAGGAGGACCUGAUUGCCGUUUGGAACCUAAUUGCGGGAGUUAUUUCAACGCAACCACAAGAAUGCUUCUUCGACGACGGGACAGAAACCCCGGGAAAGAGAAUCGAAGAUGCCGCUCGCUCACAGAUGCCGGUCAUCUAUGCGGUGGCUGGUGGGAGACAGCUUACAUGGAGGGAUAAGGUGGACACAGCCAACAUCAUUAUGGCUGCCGAUAAACAGAUUGAAGUCCUCCUUUACGGACUGGGGGCUAUCGGUUCAUUUUACGCAUUCAUUCUGAGUAGAUCACCUCAGGUUAGAUUGACUGUGGUCGCAAGGUCAAACUAUGACGCUGUUAAAGAGAAUGGCAUUAUUCUCACCAGUGAGAACCAUGGAAACCACACCAUCAAGCCAUACAAAGUUGUAAAAAAUGCCGCUGAAGCAGGAACCAAAUUCGACUACAUCGUCUGUGCUCACAAGGCCAUCACACAAGAUGCUGUGCCAGCCCAAAUAGCCCCAGCAGUAGAUGAGCAGAGAUCGACGAUUGUCAUCAUCCAGAACGGUGUGGGUAACGAGGUACCGUUCCGUAAUGCGUUCCCGCACGCAACAAUCAUUUCAUGUGUGUCAGAAGACAUGCAAAUUGGGUUGUACACCAAUGAAGGGAGUGACGGUGCAGUAGAGAAGCAGCGUUUGGAAGACUUUGCCGCUCUUCUGACGGAGGGUAAAACUGUCUUCCAAACGGUUCCCAACAUCCAGGUACAACGCUGGGAAAAGGUUGUCUGGAAUGCUGCAUGGAAUUCGCUUACAACCCUCACUCUUCUUGACACGCAUUCCUGGUUGAGCUCUUCAGAAGGUGCUACACCCUUAACGCGUCGUCUGAUGACCGAGGUCAUCGAUGUCGCCAAGGGGUGCAAUGUACCCAUUGACUACGACUUGAUCGACAAGCUUAUUAACAAGAUCCUUGCUAUGCAUCCCAUCGGCAGUAGUAUGCAGGCUGAUUUCAAGGCCGGAAGACCCAUGGAAGUGGACAUUAUUCUCGGGUACCCGUACAAAAGGGGCAAGGAGCUGGGCAUCGCGACCCCAACCUUGGACACCAUCUAUGUGAUCCUUACUGGUACAAACCUCCGCCUCCUCAGAGAAAACGGCCAGGCGCCGCAAAAGCUGUAG